AUGUCUGAAUCAGAGUCUGAUCAAGAUUUGAAUGUGUCGCAGUACGAUGUAGAGGACGAUCUAAAUGCGUACGGAUCACCGACAUACAAGGCGCAAGAAGCAGCUGUUUGUAGAACGCAUGUGAGUAUAAAUACCCUUUAACAGUUUCCUCGUUGUUUGUUUUAUGAUAAAUAGUUUGGUAGAGUAUGUGUUCCGUAUAUUGAUUGAUUAAGUCCGUUUCAUUUCAUUUUUGUAGUUGCAAAAGUAGUAGCAAACGCAACGGUAGAAAACGACCGGGAUGCCCAUGCCGAGGAGCACAAAUGUGCUGAUCGCUGUUCAUGUGAACGAAGGCAGGUUGUAAGAAUAAGCUUCAACAGGGAACAGUAGCAGCUACAAAUGCCGGACGAAAUGCUUUUGAGCGUCAUCAGAUCGCGUCCAGUUUAGCAAUAAAGUCGCAUGUUUGUAAUACGUUUCCUGUUGUAUUAGUUAUCUGAAGCUCUUGCGUUGAGUAUUUGGUACCGACACAAACACAGAAAUAUAUGAAACUUCGAAAGCAUUAUUCACAGGAACUUAAUAUUUUUAGGAAUUCAUUGGAACUUUGACAGUUGGCGAAAAGGAUAAGGUACUGCUUGAACUUCUGUCAAAUUAUGGUAAAGGUACUAGGCUUGAUACGCCAAACGUCUAG
Molecule: messenger RNA, 664 nt
Organism: Paramuricea clavata
Lineage: Eukaryota; Metazoa; Cnidaria; Anthozoa; Malacalcyonacea; Plexauridae
Source: the annotation of a GenBank genome assembly